Messenger RNA from Daldinia childiae, 1320 nucleotides. Its product is annotated as Glucan endo-1,3-beta-glucosidase. The coding region runs from base 1 to 1320 and encodes 439 amino acids. Lineage: Eukaryota; Fungi; Ascomycota; Sordariomycetes; Xylariales; Hypoxylaceae. The transcript has a single exon. The record is from RefSeq and is a predicted model, not a curated record.
AUGCGUGCUUUUUUCAACUUGGCUGUAGCUUCUGCUACGGCGUUCUUUGCUCAGACUAUUGCAGCACCAAUGCCUAUAGUUGUAAGCCCCGGAGGAAAAGGAGAUCUGAUUAUUACUCAACAGAAUACUGUUAACCACACCUUUCACGGCCUAUCCCAAAAUAUGACUAUAAAAGAAUAUAACCCGCUUAAGAUCUCUCUUGUUAACAACUUUGGAGGAGGGCAACUGAAUGUCUACGUGAGUGGUAACGACCCCUCCGGCGCCGUCGUUAUGCUCUCGGCCGAUGGUACUUGGUAUCGCCCGGACGCUGCUGGCAGUGAAGUGCCCGUACCUAUCGCCGGCAACGUCGCCCUCCCUAUGAACGCCCAAGGACAAACUACCGAGUUCACUCUACCCGAUUAUAUUAGCUCCGGUCGUAUUUGGAUUGCCGAAGGUGAACUUCAGUUCUUCGCCGUUCUCGCCGGCGACGGAACAUCACAGCUUGUCGAACCCGCUGCCGCAAACCCUUCGGACCCUUCAGCGGCGGUCAACUGGGGCUUUGUCGAACUUACCAACACUGAGGAGGGAGGUAUCUACGCCAAUAUCUCAUUCGUUGAUUUUGUCGGUCUAGUGAUGGGUAUGACCUUGACUCUUGGUACCGGUGAGACUCAAGAGGUGAAGGGUCUCCAGCAGGACUCUCUCGCCACUAUCUGUCAGGAAUUGAGGGACCAGGCGGCAGCUGAUGGUCAGCCCUGGGACAAGUUGUGUGUUACGGACGCCAACGGCAACCCGCUACGCAUUCUCGCCCCCAACCUAUACCAGUCCAUCGAUCCCACCGCCCAGGCCAACUACUACGACGACUACAUUGAGCAGGUCUGGCAGAAGUACACUAACGAGGAUCUUAUCAUCAACACACAAGCUGCCGCAGGAAAUGUUGCUUGCCGCGUCAACGGCGACGAGCUCACCUGUGCCGGGGACAACCGCGGAUACCCUCGACCCGCUGUCGCCGAUAUCUGGGGCUGCAACUCGGGUCCCUUCGGCAUCCAAGACAUCGACAACGAUGUUCACAGAGCAAUUGUUCCUAGGCUAUGUGCUGCUUUCUUCCGCACCACUCUGCUCCUUGACGGUGGCAACGUGCAGCCUUCGAUGGCCAGUGACAGCUACUACACUGUAGACCCGACGAACCACUACUCUCGCAUUCUUCACAAGCACGAGAUCGACGGAAAGGGAUAUACCUUCUCGUACGACGACGUCAACCCUGAUGGCGAGAACCAAGCCGGUGUUGUCGCCGGACUUCAGCCGCAGGUCUUACAGCUCACCGUCGGCGGAUUUCCUUCCUAA